AAAGCCAAGGCGUCGUAGGAAGGAGAGGAGCUAGGCAAGGGGCCAGGGGGGUUUUAAAAAUGAAGGCUUCAGUUUUUCUUUUAAAAAUAGAGCGGGGGUUGGGGUUUUCUCAGUGACAGUCACUCCAGGGUCUGUGGCAGCCAUUUCUUCAGGAUUCUCCGAGUCUCGAGAGCGCACAGUUUUGAGGUCACGCAAGUAAUGGACGUCCCCAAGGAUCAGAUCGCUACUCUUCUCGAGCACGGCCUCUACAGCUCCGCUCAGAUGCUCGGCUGUUUUCUUGUUUCUUCACCUGCUGCUAACGCUGAAACCACUCCACAUCUCAAGGCUGAGAGCUUGGUGCUUCUCGGUGACGCAUUGUUCCGCGAGCGCGAAUAUCGCAGAGCAAUUCAUACAUACAAGCAAGCCUUGCAAUACUACAAGAUUAUUCCUAAACAGAGUCAAACAACUUCUAGAAGUUCACUACCAUCAAACAGGUCAUCUUCUCCAAAUUCUUUUAACAUCUCAGCAAUUAAUGAAAAUGAGGUGAAGUUUAAAAUCGCAUCUUGUCACUGUGCGCUGAGUGAGAACAGAGCCGCCCUUGCUGAGAUGGAGGGAAUCCCUGGCAAAGCAAGAAAUUUGCAGAUGCAUAUGUUGAUGGGAAAGCUUUAUCGAAAUUCUAGACAUAUCCGUCCUGCUAUUGCUUGUUACAAAGAGUGCUUAAGGCAUUGCCCUUAUGUCCUUGAUGCUAUUACAGCUCUAGCAGAACUGGGAGCUACGUUUAAGGACAUUAUUUCAUUGUUUCCUCAGACUCCUAUGAGAAGCAGUAAGGCUUCAUUUGAUCAUUUUGACUCAAGCCGCUGGCUGCAACGCUAUGUUGAGGCCCAAUGUUGCAUUGUGUCAAAUGAUUACAAAGGUGGUUUGGAGCUCUUUUCAGAUCUGUUACAACGUUUUCCUAAUAACAUACACUUGUUACUUGAAAUUGCAAAGAUUGAAGCCAUUAUUGGAAAGAAUGACGAGGCCAUCAUGAAUUUUGAAAAGAGUUUUUGGUCUUUUCAGGCUCGAUCAAUUGAUCCAUACAUUGUUACUUAUAUGGAUGAGUAUGCAAUGCUUCUGAAGACGAAGUCUGAUUAUUUAAAGCUAAACAAGUUAGCACAUGAUUUGCUGAGUAUUGAUCCCACAAAGCCAGAAGUUUUUGUGACUUUGUCUGUACUGUGGGAAAGGAAAGAUGAGAGAGGAGCUUUGUCUUAUGCUGACAAGAGCAUCCGAAUUGACGAGAGGCAUAUACCAGGUUAUAUUAUGAAGGGUAACCUCUUGUUAACAGCAAAGCGAGCAGAAGCUGCUGUAAUUGCUUUCAGGGGAGCUCAAGAAUUGAGACCUGAUAUUCGUUCAUAUCAAGGUUUAGUUCAUUCCUAUUUGUGUCUAUCUAAAACCAAAGAGGCUUUGUAUGCUGCCAGGGAGGCGAUGAAGGCAAUGCCUCAAUCUGCAAAGGCACUAAAAUUAGUCGGGGAUGUUCAUGCCAGUAACUCUAGUGGCAGAGAGAAGGCAAAAAAGUUUUAUGAGUCAGCACUUAGGCUGGAACCCGGUUACCUAGGUGCAGCUCUAGCUUUGGCUGAGCUCCAUGUUAUUGAAGGUCGAAAUGGAGAUGCUGUAUCUCUGCUUGAGCGAUACCUCAAAGAUUGGGCUGACGACUCUCUUCAUGUUAAACUGGCUCAAGUAUUUGCUGCUACAAAUAUGCUUCAAGAUUCUUUGUCACAUUAUCAGGCUGCAUUGAGGAUAAACUCACAGAAUGAAGCUGCAAAAAAGGGGCUAGAACGCUUGGAAAAACAAAUGAAGGGGGUGGAUCCUGAUGCACCUGAAGAAGAUGAUGAAAAUGAGGUUGAGGAUGCUGAUGGAGAACAGGAAGAAACUGAUCUUUUGUGAGGACAAGUUCAGACGGUGAGUUUUCAUCGUUUAAAACAAUGAGGAAAUCCCCGCCCAGAUUAUAUUGGUUGCAAAUGAGUGAAUAACAAGUAAUUUGAGAUUCGCAGUGCUGCCCUGUCCUGGCAAGCCAAACCGGUGACCCGCGACUAUGGAUUUCACUUAAGAUAACUGGAAAAUUAAAAAUUAUGCUGCUUAAGCAGGAAUUUCGCGAGUAUGAAAAGGGGACAUUUAUAUAUUCUGUGUGGAUGGAUGUUGAGGUUGAUUUAUGUUUGAGGGUAUGGCUUAAAGCAGAAAGUAAAGAAGAUUAGGCAUUAGUGCGAGGGGCCGUUUUCUGGAUGCUGUAAAAAAUUGGGUCUCUUAUAUUUGGAUGUAUAAAUGAUGUAAACAUAUUGUCAGUUUUAGAUGUUACUUUCAUUUUGGAAAUUGACAUGUAAGCCAAAUGGCCAAACCAUCAAGACGAUUUGCUUUGAUUUUCUCUCUCUUUGAUGAAGGGAAGUUUCGCGGUUUAGCUCA
Messenger RNA from Carya illinoinensis, 2412 nucleotides. Its product is annotated as anaphase-promoting complex subunit 7. NCBI's taxonomy places the organism in Eukaryota, Viridiplantae, Streptophyta, Magnoliopsida, Fagales, Juglandaceae. The record is from RefSeq and is a predicted model, not a curated record. Bases 199 to 1899 code for a protein of 566 amino acids. Gene Ontology annotation, molecular function: protein binding. Gene Ontology annotation, biological process: cell division. The transcript is spliced from 18 exons.